This is a messenger RNA of Rhododendron vialii, 1854 nucleotides long. Its product is annotated as bifunctional aspartate aminotransferase and glutamate/aspartate-prephenate aminotransferase-like. Lineage: Eukaryota; Viridiplantae; Streptophyta; Magnoliopsida; Ericales; Ericaceae. The transcript is spliced from 11 exons. The record is from RefSeq and is a predicted model, not a curated record. Gene Ontology annotation, biological process: biosynthetic process. Gene Ontology annotation, molecular function: catalytic activity; pyridoxal phosphate binding. The coding region runs from base 182 to 1612 and encodes 476 amino acids.
GUAACUAUCAAGGAAAUUUGGUGUAGCUUACGUACCAACCCGCCGCCCGCCUCUCCCACCAACCCCGCCCCAACUGCCCAACUCUCUCUGUCUCUGCCUCUCUCUCACUCACUCGCUCAUCCUUCUUCUUUGCUCCACAACAAAAUCAGGCAAUUUCUCUCUCUCUCUCUCUCUCUCCGGCAUGGCAAACUCUUCCCUGCGGGGCUCCACAAUCACAUCUUCGAGACACCAACUUGCCGGAGUACGUUCUGCUUCGUCUGAUUCCGAUAGCUUCUCCAAAUCACUCUCUUUCUCCUCUCCUCUCCCCAAUUUCUCCCUCAAAUCUUCGGGGAAUACAAGACCACUACAAACGAAAAGGUUAACUCCUGUUGUAAGAGCAAUGGAGGUUGAUAUCUCGCUAAGUCCCAGAGUAAAUUCAGUAAAGCCCUCCAAAACAGUGGCCAUAACUGACCAGGCAACAGCUCUAGUACAAGCUGGUGUGCCUGUUAUCCGAUUAGCAGCUGGAGAACCUGAUUUUGAUACCCCAACUGUGAUAGCCGAGGCUGGGAUGAAUGCAAUACACGAAGGCUACACGAGGUACACUCCAAAUGCGGGGACCCUAGAACUCCGCUCAGCAAUUUGCAAAAAGUUGAAGGAGGAGAAUGGGAUUUCUUAUACACCUGAUCAGAUUCUCGUGAGUAAUGGGGCGAAGCAGAGCAUCCUUCAAGCAGUGCUAGCUGUUUGUUCACCCGGAGAUGAGGUCAUAAUUCCAGCUCCAUUUUGGGUGAGUUACCCAGAAAUGGCAAGGCUGGCUGAUGCGACCCCUGUGAUUCUUCCGACCAGCAUCUCUGAAGAUUUUCUCUUGGACCCAAAGCUCCUAGAAUCCAAACUCACUGAGAAUUCUAGACUCUUGAUUAUUUGUAGUCCAUCUAACCCGACAGGAAGUGUUUACCCAAGGAAACUGCUGGAACAGAUCGCUCAGGUUGUGGCAAGGCAUCCUCGGCUUCUGGUGCUAUCUGAUGAAAUUUAUGAACACAUUAUUUAUGCUCCAGCCACUCACACAAGCUUUGCAUCCUUGCCAGGCAUGUGGGAGAGGACUUUGACUGUCAAUGGGUUUUCUAAGGCCUUUGCAAUGACUGGAUGGAGACUUGGAUAUUUAGCUGGUCCUAAACACUUUGUUGCGGCAUGUGGAAAGAUACAAAGCCAGGCCACUUCAGGUGCCAGUAGUAUAUCCCAAAAAGCAGGUGUUGCUGCUUUAGGAAUGGGUUAUGCUGGUGGAGAAGCAGUUGCUACUAUGGUCAAAGCAUUUAAGGAGCGACGAGAUUAUUUGGUUCAGACUUUUGGUGAAUUGGAAGGUGUUAAAAUCUCAGUGCCACAGGGAGCUUUCUAUCUCUUCCUUGAUUUCAGCUCAUACUAUGGAACAGAAGCUGAAGGCUUUGGUAUGAUCAAAGACUCAGAGUCUCUAUGCCGCUAUUUACUGGACAAGGGUCAGGUUGCUGUUGUCCCAGGCGAUGCAUUCGGGGAUGACACCUGCAUCCGUAUCUCCUAUGCAGCAUCUCUUUCCACAUUACAGGCUGCAGUGGACAACAUCAAGAAUGCACUGAUAUCUCUCAGAGGUGCUGUUCCUGUGUAGCUUAGAUGGUAACUAUGCUCUUGUGGCUGUACUGAUUCCGAAAUCAAAGACUUGAUUUUUUGUCGUAAUUAUAUCAUGAUUUCGAUUUAGGAGAUAUGCAUUCCUUUUGUACUCGGUAAUAAUCAAGCCGAAAUCUUGAAGGACUGUUCAAGAUGAAUGAAUAUCCGCUGGUCUGUAAUCUCCUCUCUAUUGGAUCUUGUAUCAUUUUGUUAACUUCUGCUGUGGGAUAGCUUGCUUCUCCA